Messenger RNA from Rosa chinensis, 3494 nucleotides. RefSeq lists its product as uncharacterized. Gene Ontology annotation, molecular function: ATP binding; ATP hydrolysis activity. The record is from RefSeq and is a predicted model, not a curated record. NCBI's taxonomy places the organism in Eukaryota, Viridiplantae, Streptophyta, Magnoliopsida, Rosales, Rosaceae. Bases 34 to 3105 code for a protein of 1023 amino acids. The transcript has 4 exons.
GCUCAAACAGAAAACCCUAGAGCUGUGAACGCAAUGUUUCCUCUCAAUCCCAAACAUAUGCCUAAAUCAGUGGCCUCCCUAAUAUCAGACCAUGCUUCCUCCCUAAUCUCAGGCUAUGCUUCCAUUACAGCAAUAGGGAUGUUGUUCCGUGCAGUUGUCAAAGAACUCAAAGACCUCAUUCCCCCCUGGGUUAGAUCAUACAUAUACUCGAAACUCCGGAACUACUUCUUUAGACCUCCUCCCCCAAAUAAUCAACUAACAUUUGUCAUAAAAAAGAACACUGGCAUGGAGCCUAACGAGGUCUAUAAGAAGGUAGAGGUCUACCUCGGAGCCAAGAUUAGUCCCUCCGAUAUGCGUCUUGAACUGAGCAAAACAAACCGGCAGAAGACAAUCAGCCUUGCCAUUGAAAAGAGAGGCCAAGUUGUCAAGGACACCUUUGAUGACAUUAAGCUCCAGUGGCGCUACAUAGCCAAAUCAAAGAAGUCAUCCAAAACCAACAACAGUCCUGCUGAUGAUGAUGAAGAAGAGAAAUAUAACUGUGGCUUUGAGUUAACUUUCAAUAAGAAACACAAAGCCAAAGUGAUGGACUCCUACAUGCCCUAUGUGUUUGCUCAGGCUGAUUCCAUUCAGCGACGGCAAAAGGUUCUAAAGCUUUAUUGCUCUUCUAAAAGUAGCAUAGAUCUUGUGCACCCUGCUACUUUUGACACAGUGGCAAUGGAACCAGAACUUAAGAAAAUGAUUAUAGAUGACUUGGAUAGGUUUCUGGAGAGGAGAGAAUUAUAUAAGAAGGUUGGGAAGGCAUGGAAAAGAGGAUAUUUGUUAUAUGGUCCACCUGGAACUGGAAAAUCUAGCUUAAUUGCUGCUAUGGCCAAUUAUCUCAAGUUUGAUAUAUAUGAUUUGGAGCUUUCUACUAUUUACAGCAACUCUGACCUGAGAAGGGUAUUGCUGUCUACUACUAAUCGUUCCAUUGUGGUCAUUGAGGAUAUUGAUUGCAGUGUGAAGAUCAAUAAUCGGGAAUCAGCUAUGUCAUCUAAGACCGCAACACCCGGUAUUCCUGCAAGCAAGUUCACACUCUCGGGCCUACUGAACUUCAUUGAUGGUUUGUGGUCAUGCUGCGGUGAUGAGAGGAUAAUUGUGUUCACCACCAACCACAAGGACAAACUAGACCCUGCAUUGUUGCGUCCAGGUCGAAUGGACGUGCACAUCCACUUGUCAUAUUGCACUCCAAGUGGAUUCAGAACCUUAGCAUCUAACUACCUUGGCAUUCAUGAAAGCAACCCUCAUCACCUCUGUGGGGAAAUUGAAAGCUUAAUAGAGAGCACAGAGGUCACUCCUGCAGCUGUAGCUGAGGCGCUUAUGAAGAGUGAUGAUGUAGAUGUUGUUCUUGAAGGGCUUGUCAAAUUCCUCAAAGAAAAGAAGGCAGCAGAUGAUAAAAUAAAGUUAAAAAAUGCUAAAAAGACCGAGGAGGAAAGGACUAAGGCAGAAGAGGAGGAAGGGGCUAACAAAGCUUUCCUGCCUCUCUGGGAUGAGGAUUUGAAGCUGAACACAAUGUUUCCUCUCAAUCCCAAACAUAUGCCUAAAUCGGUGGCCUCCCUAAUAUCAGACUAUGCUUCCUCCCUAAUCUCAGCCUAUGCUUCCAUUACAGCAUUAGGGAUGUUGUUCCAUGCAGUUGUCAAAGAACUUAAAGACCUCAUUCCCCAGUGGGUUAGAUCAUACAUAUACUUGAAAGUUCAGAACUACUUCUUUAAACCUCCCCCAAAUGAUCACCUAACUCUUGUCAUAAAACAGACCAGCGGCAUAGUGCUUAACGAGGUCUAUGAGAAGGUAGAUGUCUACCUUGGAGCCAAGAUUAGUCCCUCCGAUACACGUCUUGAACUGAGCAAAACAUACCGGCAAAAAACCAUCAGCCUUGCCAUUGAAAAAAGAGGCCAAGUUGUCAAGGACACCUUUGAUGACAUUGAGCUCCAGUGGUGCUACAUAGCCAAAUCAAAUAAGUCUUCCAAAACCAACAAUAGUCCUGCUGCUGAUGAUGAAGAAGUGAAACAUCACUGUGGCUUUGAGUUAACAUUCAAUAAGAAACACAAAUCCAAAGAGAUGGACUCCUACAUGCCCUAUGUGUUUGCUCAGGCUAAUUCCAUUAGGCAACGGGAAAAGGUUCUAAAGCUUUAUUGCUCUGCCAAUUAUAGUUCAUCAAGAAGUAGCAUAGAUCUUGUGCACCCUGCUACUUUUGACACUGUGGCAAUGGAACCAGAACUUAAGAAAAUGAUUAUAGAUGACUUGGAUAGGUUUCUGGAGAGGAGAGAAUUAUAUAAGAAGGUUGGGAAGGCAUGGAAAAGAGGAUAUUUGUUAUACGGUCCACCUGGAACCGGAAAGUCUAGCUUAAUUGCGGCCAUAGCCAAUUAUCUCAAGUUUGAUAUAUAUGAUUUGGAGCUUUCUAGUAUGUUCAGCAACUCUGACCUGAGAAGGGUAUUGCUGUCUACUACUAAUCGUUCUAUUGUGGUCAUUGAGGAUAUUGAUUGCAGUGUGAAGAUCAACAAUCGGGAAACAGCUAUGUCAUCUAAAACAGCAACACCCGGUUAUCCUGCAAGCAAGUUCACACUCUCGGGCCUACUGAACUUCAUAGAUGGUCUGUGGUCAUGCUGCGGCGAUGAGAGAAUAAUUAUCUUCACCACCAACCACAAGGACAAAUUAGACCCUGCACUGUUGCGUCCAGGUCGAAUGGACGUGCACAUUCACUUGUCAUAUUGCACUCCAAAUGGAUUCAGAACCUUAGCAUCUAAUUACCUUGGCAUUCAUGAAAGCAACCCUCAUCACAUCUGUGGGGAAAUUGAAAGCUUAAUAGAGAGCACAGAGGUCACCCCUGCAGCUGUAGCUGAGGCGCUUAUGAAGAGCGAUGAUGCCGAUGUUGUUCUUGAAGGGCUCGUCAAAUUCCUCAAAGAAAAGAAGGCCGCAGAUGAUGAGUUAAAAAAGGCCAAAAAAGCUGAUGAGGAAAGGACUAAGGCAGCAAAGGAGCAAGGGACUAACAAAGCAGAGAGGCAGGAAAGGGACGAGGAUGUGAGCACAAACUGCGAGAAAAAUUGGCAGAAGAGAGAAGCUACAUUUUGAUCAGGGGAAAUUGCUACUUUAUUGAUUGGGAAUGCAAAUUUUCUAUUAGCCAAAAAUAAGAAAAGAGGAAUACAGAUUGUCUGUGGAAACUCUUCUUGAGCUAAUUUCUACUUCCGAGUUCCAAUCCAACAACCUAAAUAGUAGCUUGCUUUUAUUUGAAGUAGGAUUUCAUAUCUAUCUUUGCAGUAGGAAUUUCUAUAUUUUUGGGUUGAAUUUGGUUCUAGCAUCUUUAGGGAAUUAUGGUUCUGUUUUAUUCAUUUCUUUCGAAUUAUAUGUUUGCAAAUCAGUUUUCUUGGCACAUAUUGCACAUCGGAACCCUUGUGAGCCAUUUACAGUGUCCUACAUUUCUACCUAUAUGCUGAGGUUCUGGGAUUUUCGGUAUGAGAGUG